Candidula unifasciata is the source of this 4748-nucleotide messenger RNA. The record is from the annotation of a GenBank genome assembly. Lineage: Eukaryota; Metazoa; Mollusca; Gastropoda; Stylommatophora; Geomitridae.
AUCGCAUUGCAUGCCCGCCUCCCUCCAAACGACUACGUAUAUCAGAACUGAACCCUCAUCUUCUGUGCGCACUAUGCGGAGGUUACCUCAUUGACGCCACAACUAUAAUUGAAUGUCUCCAUUCAUUUUGUAAGACAUGUAUCCUUCGCUAUCUGGAAACAAGUACUUACUGCCCGAUAUGUGAAGUACUCAUUCACAAGACCCGGCCGUGGCAGAAUAUCAGACUCGACCAUUCCCUUCAGAAUGCCGUGUACAAGAUGGUUCCAGGACUGUUCCAGGAUGAGAUGAGGAGACGACGCGAGUUUUACGAGAAACAGAAUCAGCAAGAUAAGCGUGGGCGGUCACGCAGUCAGCUCCAGGGAGAGUUUGGAGACCGUAUCAUCUUCUCACGGGACGAGGAGUUCAGUAUCUCUAUUGAGUUUUCCCCAGACGGUAAACCGGUGAAAGAAGUCAAGGAGAGCAAAAGCAAGUCACUGAAGCGUACAAACGCAAUUAUCGAUCUAUUCCAUGAAGCGGAGCCAUUGAGCGAGACCUACUCCCUGAUGGAUGUGGCCUAUAUAUACCACUGGAAACGGGAUUGUGUUCUUCGCCUCUUCUACUCGUUCUUUGAGAUCCCACCUAAAGUGAGAAAAGUGGAGACAGUGACACACGUAACUGAGAAGAUUUCAAAAAACAAACUUAUGGACAAAAGUGAAGAGAAGUCAGAUAAACGUGAAGAUGACAAGAAAUCCAAGAACAAAAGAGAGAGAUCCAAGGAAAAGAAGCAAAGCAAGUUAUCAGGAAAAAGGAAAGUCUGUGCGGAAGGAUCUGCUUUGGUUGCAGACAGUGCUGUGAUUUUGGGACACAGUCCUUGUGCUGAAACUGUUGAACCUGGAUCUAUGAAGUCUCUUGGCAUAGAGGUAGUUGCUGCUGCAUCUACUGUACACACAGCAGACGAUGUGAAACCUGUUGAUACAAGUUCUAAAGCCACCAGAAACAAUAUCACCAGUUUAUCUGUUGUAAAAUGCUCAAAGAAGGAUCACACCACCUUUCAGUCACCGACAAAACAAAAGCCACCACCCGAAAGUCCACCCUUUUCCAUAACCACUCAUUCAGCUAAUAAAGAUAACAGCAAGGUCUCUAAAGGUCACAAAUCCAAGACCUCUAUAAAACUGCUAAUAAAGUCCUCAGAUAUCAAGGUCUGCAAAAGUCCUGACAGGCAGUUCCUUGGAUCCACAGUGGAUGUGAAGUAUGAGAACAAUGACAUGCCUACAAAGGUCAAGAUUAGGAAAUAUCAGAAUGGUGAAAGCGCAUCCAUCUCACAAUCUAAUUUAUUUGAAAAGAUGAGCACACUAGCCAACUCAUCAGAAAUGGAGCUCAAAGAUCACACUCUUAUCUCAAAGUCUUUUUCUAGUCAUGAUCAGAACAAAGUCUACAGUAAUAGCAAGACACCAAGAGAUGAUGAAUUUCUUAAGCGUGAAGCUAAAGCUAAGGUUAACAUUGCCACGGUGAAUGCAGCAUCCCAGCAAGAGGAGCUGGUUGAUAAGAAAAGAACGGACAGUAAACUAACGGGAAAGGUUGUAGUCAAAGAAGAUGUAGAGGCUUUGAAUAGAAUUGUGAACAACCUAGAGGAUACGAAGCUGGAGAAAUGUAACAGCGGCCUGCAGAACAAAGUGGACUUUGGUGUUGGAGGUAAAGAUGGUGCGACUAAUAUACAAGCAAAUAAACAAGAAACUAAAGUAAUCACUAAAACUGCAAGCCAAAGUAAGUCUGAUUGUAAGACACAUAUACACUCAGGGAAAUCAUCUGGGUCUCAGAGUACAACUUUCAGUGAGGACAAAAAAGCAGCCCACAACAUGCAGCAGAAUGCACAUGAUGUUAGUAGAACUCAAGAUAGCAACCAGAACGAUAUCAAGCUUGGACAUGAACAUGGAAAUGACAUGGAUAAUUUAAAAGAAAAUGGCAUGAAAUCACCAAAUUGUGAUAGCAAGUUGCUCAUUGUUAAAACUGAGCCGAGCAUUACUACAGAAGAUGUCCACAAUAGGAGGAAACUUUGUGAAAGUGUUAAUCAAACAAGAACUCAACAGAGCAUGAGUGAGGCCAAACAAGUCUCUGUUCCUCCUGAGAAAAACAUUGCCAGAAGAGCCUUAGAGGACAGUAAUAAGCACAAUGGCAAACAAAACAGAGAUGAUAGUAUCAGGGCAGAUUCUGAGCCUAGAGGCCUCUUAGAUACCAACUUGGCAGUUUUACCAAAGGCUAACCCUGCUGUUUCAGACACAUCCACUGCGUUACCGAAGAUACACAAUGGCUUGACCAAAGCACCUGAAAUCAUUAGAGUUCAGAGCCCUGUUAAAAUGAUGCAGGUGCAAGAACUUUCUAAGACUGUCAGGGACACAGAAGGUAGGGAACCACUGUGCAGUUCUAAUAAAAAGGCUUUGAUUGAGCGAGGUUCUGUGUCUUUACAAUCAGACGAUAAACAACAGACUUCAAGUCCAUGUUCUGAUAAACUGGUGGAUGUAUCAAAGCCAGUGACAUUGGAAAUCACUUCAGUAGGGAGUUCAGUUACUCCUAAGAUCGGAGUCAUUUUAUGUGAAGUGAGCUCUGCUGAAACUAAUACUUCAUCACAACCAGCCUUUGUCUCCGGGGUAUUGACUACAACCACCUCAUCUUCUCCAUUGUCUGCACCACCCAAACUUCUGAAAACGAUGGUUAUCAGUACAGCAGGUACAGCUAGUUACCCGCUGACAGCUUACUCUAUUGCCUCAAUAGUAUCUGUGCCUGUGUUUAAGCCUGGCAGCAUUCCAUCCUCUUCUUUCACUGCAGUCUCACAGGCACUUUUAACACCAUCACCUGCAGCAACCACUAAUGCAGCACCAAAGUUGUCUGAAGUUGUCACAACCACAGUGCCACACAAAGCAGCAUUACCUGUGGUCUGCACAACAACACUCACCAAAACCUCGUUAUCGGCACCAGUUACUUCUUCAGUGUCAGCCACCAUGUCUGCCUCAACUGUAGGUUCAGGGGCGCCAGAUUCUACUUCUUCUCCAGCAUCAGAAAGAAGUUCUGAAUCAGGUUCACCAUCACCACUUUACCGUGGUAACCAGCCUGGGUCUGCUUAUUUUGGUCUGCACACCUCCACUAAAACAACAGCAUCAGUUUGUGUUCCGUCAGCAGCAUCACGGGGUAGUGUAACAAAUCCGACCGCUACUCCUAGUUUAGUCCUGCCUGUAACAGUGUCUCCCACAACCUCCAGCUUAUCUUCCACACCAGUGGUCACAACCCAAGCCUUAACUGUGACAUCAUCUGCCACCAGCACCUGGUGCACAGAGACAACUGUUAACGUGGCCAACACGUUUCUCAACAUACCACCUAAAGAAUCAGCCGCCUUGAAGAAUACACAAACAAAGAGCAAUUCCAGAGUCUCCAAUGUUUCUGCUUCCAGUAUGACACUUCAGAAAGACGCUAUUAAUCUGGACAAUUUCUUGUUUGAUACAAAACCUUCAGAGACAGAAUCCCUGACAGCACUGAGCGGCCAUAGAAUGAAGGAUACGUGUACUAUUUCCAAACAAAUUCAUAAGGGCCCACUGAGAACCAAGUCCAAUUCAUCUGCACAAGCUCAUGGGCUGGUGAAUAGUAGAGCUGUGACAAGUGCAGAACCCCAUAUCACUGCCGUUCACCAGCUGCCCAAAACUGUUUCACAUACCUCAAAACCAUAUUCAGUAGGAAAGUCCUUAAGUGUCUCAUCCACUUCAUCAGCAAAAUGCAACAGCGUUAUUCAAACUACAAAAAUAAGCACGCUCAUCCCAAAGUCUACUUCAGUCACUUCCAAGGCUGGAGCAUUCUCAAAGUCAUUCUCAUACCCGUCGACUCUGAAUAGUGUUCCUUCGUCCAGGAGUUUCUUGCAUACAUCAUUGCCGCCUCACAUGCCAAGACCAGACUUGUCUGCAGUCAUCAAUGGAAGCUCUGCUUACGAGCAAGCACUGUUGACCAAGGCAUCUGGAUUGUCAUCCUCAUCCUCAUCAGUGCACAUGACAUCAGCAGCCUCAUCGUCAUCAUCUCAUCACAGAACAUCCUCCAAACACAUUUCUAAAGAUGCGGAUGGCAAGAUGGAAAAAACCCAGAAAAACAAAGCUGUCCCUCCACUGACCAUCCCAAAGUCAUGCUUGACAACUCUGAAACUUCAGAGGUCGCCGGGUUCUACGGAUCACUACAUCUUUGCCCCUCUCACCCACUACACAGCAGCUGGUCAUCAUAAUGGGGAACGGUCAAAGUCAAAGGAAGUCAAAUAUAAUGGAUCCCGAACACCUACCUCUCCCCCUACCCCAACAAGGGAUAGUGUGUUUAUAGGGGAGAGGCAGCGAGUGCCGACUAUUAAAAUCUCGGAUAUUAAUAGAAAUCCCAUUAUUGUUGAAAGUGGUGGGAGUAACCUUGCAAACACCAACCGACACCACUCGCAAUUUAGAUCGUACAACCAUGGAAGUUCCAGGUCGUCCAGCUCUGACAGCGGAUCUGCUCGAGCUCACAGCAGAGCCGGAAGUGAUUCCAACUCGCCCACCGGAAGCAGCGACCGGUCAGACAGGUCUCCCGCAAGAGAUGCCAGACGACCUUCAGACUCCGAACUUUUACUGAGCCAGCACUGGCAUAGUUAUACUGCAGCAGACUUGCUCUUCAACGGGUUCAAGCUGCCCUCGCAUCCUAAAUUCCAUGAACUCCACUAUGACACAGAUGCGAUGCCCCUGGAUUACUCCCAGUCCUCGUCGAAAUCCUAG